CUCAUCCGCCGUCGAACUCUCAGGAGGCUUAUCUGGUGACAUCUUUACCUUCUGCGCUCAUCAGGCCCCGCAGCCAUGGAUGUGCCAACCACCACAAUCACUCAAAAGGGCGUCAUGAAGACCGAGGACCAUCGCCACAGCCUUGAACAUGAGAACUCUUCGGAUUCCGGUGGGCAGCAGGUUCCCGCAAUCACUGCUGCCAUGGAGAAACGUCUGAGGACAAAGAUUGAUUUCGCCAUUUGUCCGAUGGCCUGUCUUCUUUACAUUUGUUGUUUUAUUGAUCGCGCCAAUAUAGGUAACGCGAGAAUUGCUGGGCUCGAGCAGGAGGUCGGUCUGCGUGGGUACGACUUCAACAUAGCCCUGACCUGCUUCUCAACUGCGUAUAUAAUAUUCCAGAUACCCAUGAACAUCUGCUGCAAAUGGAUUGGACCCGGCUGGUUUCUGCCCGGAUGCACCCUCGCCUUUGGUAUCGCCUCGAUCGGCACGGGGCUUGUGCGCACUCCAGGCCAGCUCUUCGCCGUACGCUUUCUGGUCGGUGCUUUCGAGAGCGUGGUGAUGCCAGGAAUGGCGUAUUAUCUUUCUCGAUGGUACUGCCGCGCAGAGCUCGGCUUCCGCCUGUCUUUGUAUAUCGCCAUGGCCCCACUGGCCGCAGCAUUUGGCGGCCUGUUGGCUUCGGCCAUUCUCACCAUCCCAGGCAUCGGGAUGCUACAUGGAUGGCGAUUGAUAUUUUUCGUUGAGGGAAUCAUCACUGUCGGGGUUUCUAUCGUGGCAUUCUUCCUCAUGACUGAUCGACCGGAGACUGCUCGAUGGCUGACACCCGAGGAACGUCGAUUGGUGGCACAUCGCGUCUCGGCGGAGAGACUGGCAGGGAACGUUCUGCUGGACAAGAUGAACCGCACGAAAUUGUGGCGUGGAAUCGCCAAUCCCAUCACACUGGCCACGGGCUUUAUGCUCUGUAUGAACGCCUUGACGGUCCAGGGCCUGGGGAACUUUCUACCGACUGUCGUGGCUUCCAUCUAUCCAGACGCGCCAGUAACGAGGCAGCAGCUGUACACUGUGCCACCAAAUGUCGUCGGGGCCGUACUCACAGUGGCACUCUCCGGGCUCUCGUGGGCCAUCGACAGGCGGCAAAUUAUCAUGACCUUGACCGCCCUGCCGGUUCUCACUGGCUAUGCCAUAUUCCUCGGGACGCUUAACCCACACGCUCGCUAUGCGGCGACAUUUCUGAUCGCCAGUACGCUAUAUACCAUGGGCAGCAUGACCAAUGCGCAAAUCAGCUGCAAUGUUGUCAAUGACAGUGGUCGAACGGCGGCAAUGGCGACAAACGUGAUGGUUUCUGCUUUCGGGGGCCUCGUCUCGACGUGGGCUUUCCUGCCGUUUGAUGGGCCCUACUACCCCAUCGCCAACGGCAUCAACCUGGGGACAUCAAGCACGUGGUGUUUAGUUGGAGUUGCGACAGAAAUGUGGAUGCGCUUUGAUAACCGACAGAGGGAUUCAAAGAGAUCUACGGUCGAGCUAGCUGGCUUGAGCAAGGAAGAAGUCCAGAAUCUUGACUGGAAGCAUCCUGACUUCAGAUGGCGACCUUAG
Diaporthe batatas is the source of this 1587-nucleotide messenger RNA. RefSeq lists its product as uncharacterized. Bases 76 to 1587 code for a protein of 503 amino acids. Gene Ontology annotation, biological process: transmembrane transport. Gene Ontology annotation, cellular component: membrane. Lineage: Eukaryota; Fungi; Ascomycota; Sordariomycetes; Diaporthales; Diaporthaceae. Gene Ontology annotation, molecular function: transmembrane transporter activity. The transcript has 3 exons. The record is from RefSeq and is a predicted model, not a curated record.